This is a messenger RNA of Oryzias melastigma (Indian medaka), 1249 nucleotides long. RefSeq names its product 5-hydroxytryptamine receptor 3B. The record is from RefSeq and is a predicted model, not a curated record. The coding region runs from base 1 to 714 and encodes 237 amino acids. Gene Ontology annotation, biological process: regulation of membrane potential; signal transduction; chemical synaptic transmission. Gene Ontology annotation, molecular function: monoatomic ion channel activity; transmembrane signaling receptor activity; neurotransmitter receptor activity. The transcript is spliced from 4 exons. NCBI's taxonomy places the organism in Eukaryota, Metazoa, Chordata, Actinopteri, Beloniformes, Adrianichthyidae. Gene Ontology annotation, cellular component: neuron projection; membrane; synapse.
AUGAUCCCACUAACCUGCCAUCCUCAUCUGCGCUCACAGUUCACCAUUAAGAGGAGGCCUUUGCUGCACGUCAUCAACUUCCUGCUGCCCGUCCUGUUCUUCCUGGCUCUCGAUCUGGCCUCCUUUUUUAUUGCCGACUAUCGAGGGGAGAAGCUGGGCUUCAAAGUGACCGUGCUUUUGGCCAUAUCUGUUCUUCUCCUCAUCCUGAAUGAAAUCCUGCCGUCGAUGUCCAACAAGACUCCCCUCAUAGCGACCUACUGCAUCGUGAUCUUUGCUCUGAUGCUGGUCAGUCUGUUGGAGACCAUCUUGGUCACCUACCUGAUGGACAAAGACUCCCAGGAGAAACUCAAUCAUGAGUGUAGCUGGGGGGACAAAAACGAUGAAGUUAACACUAAAAGCUGUCAAGAAGAGAAUAAAGGACAGACCUUUUGUUCUAGAAUCUGCACUGUGUCUGAUGGGGAGAAGCAGCACGAGCUCCUGCCAGUGGUCGAGGAGGUGAACAACGGUAUUCACUCUCCAGAGUCUAAUACCCUGCUGUCCAUCUUGGAGGAGUUGAAGAAGUUGCAAACAGCUCUCUUUCUACACCUUAACUGCAGAAAGAAGCAAGGGAAUUCCUCGUGCUGGGCCAGGAGGAUCAACAGAGCUUUCUUCAUCUUCUACCUAAUCACUGUGUUGCUUUUUUUGUCCUUCAUCUUCAUGGAGUGGAACUCCUAGAAGCUUGAAACUGCUUUUAUUGUGUAGAUUUUGUGUUGUAACAUUUACGACUUUCUGAGUAAGCUCAAAUUGUGUCAAACUGUGACCAAGAUUUGUGUCAUGCUGUGAUUCGAGCUCAUGGAUACAAGUUUAUUGAAAAAAAAAGAAGAAGCCCCUCCUUGUUUGUUCUAUGUGAACACCAUGGGCUGAUGAAACCAUGUGUAGCAGGACGAGGGGUGGCCGAGGUGCAGCGAUAGGGCGAUCGACUCCUGAUUGGAAGCUUAUGGGUUCCCUUGCCCACCCAUGUGUCGAAGUGUCCUUAGGCAAGAUACUGUAACCCCAAAUUGCCUCUGAACUCUGGCACCAGUGUGUGAACAAGUCUGUGACUGUAAAGCGCUUUGGGCCUUCAAGGAAGGCAGAAAAGGGCCAUAAGUAUAAGCCAUUUAGUGUAUUUUUGAACAUGCAAUUCAUGCUAGUGUGAACGUAGCAUCAGAAAGUAAUUAUGACAACUCCCAACAAGUACUGUGUUUAAAAUCUUUUUUUUAAGUUUAUGUUU